This is a messenger RNA of Aphanomyces astaci, 539 nucleotides long. RefSeq lists its product as hypothetical. The transcript has a single exon. Gene Ontology annotation, molecular function: protein binding. The record is from RefSeq and is a predicted model, not a curated record. Lineage: Eukaryota; Oomycota; Saprolegniomycetes; Saprolegniales; Verrucalvaceae. Bases 1 to 486 code for a protein of 161 amino acids.
AUGACCACCGCGUUCGAGUAUUACGUCCUGCGGCAUGAAUUGGACUGCCAGGCGAGACGAGAUCGCGAGAGCGUUGAGGACAGCAACGGAGGUGGAGUGGAAGUAAAGAUGUCGCGCUUGCCCAACGCUGGCCUUGGGCUGUUUGCCACCACGACGUUCAAUGCAGGCGACGUGGUCUGCGUAUACAGAGGCCAGGUCCUUGCGACAGCAGACGCGUUGAAGGUCGCGGACAAGUCGUACUUGAUGCGGCUUGGAGGCGGCGUGUACAUUGAUGCACGGACCUGUAUUGGUGUGAAAGCCAGAUACAUCAACGACUGCCGAAGUCGAGGUGUCCACAACGUCGAGUUUGAAAAGUUGCCACUGCUCCAGAAAGCCAACGUUCGUGCCACGCGUUAUAUUCACAUCGGAGACGAGAUCUACGUCGACUAUGGCAAGUGGUACUGGCUCGCGUACAACCUCAGCCAUCCCCACGACCUCAUAAAAUAGUAGCCUCAUCAGAGUAUUCCACUUAACCACCAAAUCCUCGAGCCAAAAUGCAC